This is a messenger RNA of Malania oleifera, 811 nucleotides long. Its product is annotated as calcium-binding protein KIC-like. The record is from RefSeq and is a predicted model, not a curated record. Bases 305 to 646 code for a protein of 113 amino acids. Gene Ontology annotation, molecular function: calcium ion binding. Lineage: Eukaryota; Viridiplantae; Streptophyta; Magnoliopsida; Santalales; Ximeniaceae. The transcript is spliced from 2 exons.
ACGCUCCAGCCUUCACCCCAACAAAUCCUAGAGUAAGGUUGCCAUCCCAAAAAUCUCUUUUUAACUCUACCAUCACAACGGGCUAGAAUCAUCGUCUCUGCUUGUUUUCCAUCGAAGUGUUCCAUCUCUUCCCAUGGAAACUCCUAGCCUGAACCCAUAGCCCCCGCCAUCACCGGCGUAGAAUGGAUCAGAGCUUAACAGUAAGAAAAGGAAAACAAAGUCCGACCAGUGACUGAACUGCUGCAUUGUUCAAAUCUUCAAGGACAUGAUAUCAUGACUUUCCACAAGCAGAGAUUUAAUUUUAAUGGCGGGAGCGGCGAGCAAGGUGGUGUUCGAGGAUUAUUUUCCGGCGAUGGUGGAGAAGAUGGGGGCGGAGGGGUUCAUGAAGGAGCUGUGCAAGGGGUUUCGCCUGCUGAUGGACGGCGACAAGGAGGUGAUCACCUUCGAGAGCCUGAAGCGUAACUCGGCGGUGCUGGGGAUGGAGGGCACCACCGAGGACCAGCUCCGGUGCAUGCUCCGGGAAGGCGACCUGGACGGCGACGGCGCUCUCUCCCAGAUGGAGUUCUGCAUUCUCAUGCUCCGGCUGAGCCCCGGGUUGAUGGACGGCUCCAGGAAGUGGUUGGAAGAAGCUCUCUCCAGUGCUUAAUUAAUUGGCCAGCUCUGUGUUCUUUACUUUUAUUUUUUUGUUCUGGUAAUUGGGAGUAUUUCUAUCUCCUUCAAUCUCCGGCUCGAUUUAAUUUAAUCUUCUGUGAUGAAUUGCAUCUCGCUUUGAUUAUUUCGGUAUAUGAUUUCCAGGACCGGCUUUUUACAA